AUGUAUUGUUUUUUUUUUUAAAAAAAAGAAGAAGAAGUUAAAUUCCAAGUAAUCCAGAGUUAUCCUAAUUUUGUUUGAACUUGAGAAUUCAUGAUUUAGCAACUCUUAAUGCAACAUUUGCUACUAAUCCAUUCAGCACGGAAAGAGAAAAGUGAAGAAAUGUUGUUUGGUAGAAGGAACACCAGCACAACUGAAGUUAAACUCCAAGAGUUACCACUGUUCAAAUUUGAGGAACUGGCAACUGCAACAAAACAAUUUAAUCUUGCAAAUCAGCUAGGGCAGGGAGGUUUUGGUCUCGUGUACAGGGGAACAUUGCAAAAUGGGCAGAAAAUAGCAGUUAAAAGACUAUCUAGCGCAUCAGGACAAGGAUUAGAAGAAUUUAUGAAUGAAGUAUUUGUGAUUUCCAAGCUCCAACACCGAAAUCUCGUAAGGCUUCUAGGGUGCUCUGUGGAGCGAGAGGAGAAGAUUUUGGUCUACGAGUUCAUGCCAAAUAAAAGCUUGGACACUUAUUUGUUUGAUCCAAUCAGAAAAGAAUUCCUAGAUUGGAGAAAACGAUUCAAUAUUAUUGAAGGAAUUAGCCGAGAAAUGGCAAAAGAUAGACCAACAAUGUCCACAGUCAUUUCAAUGCUCAACAGCGAGAUUGUGGAUUUCCCUUCUCCAAAACAACUAGCUUUCAUUCUAAGCCAAAUUGCAACGGAUGCAGAGUCCGCUUCUCAUAAUGGUCAACAGAGAUGCUCUAUAAACAAUGUGACUAUGACAAUUGUUCAAGGCCGAUAAUAAGCAGGUCCUUAAGAUGAGCAAUUCCUAUUGCAUAGCAACUUGAAAAUAGUUUUAGUCAUAAGAAAAGGGAAGUAAGAUGAACAAUUGUUGCUACAUAGCAACUUGAAGAUGGUGUUAGUCAUAAGAAAAGGGAAGUAGCCUGCAUUGGUUUUGGUAUUAUUGACAUUUAAUUUUAAGUUAUAUAAUAAAAAAUAGCCAUCCUU
Rubroshorea leprosula is the source of this 983-nucleotide messenger RNA. NCBI's taxonomy places the organism in Eukaryota, Viridiplantae, Streptophyta, Magnoliopsida, Malvales, Dipterocarpaceae. The record is from the annotation of a GenBank genome assembly.